Molecule: messenger RNA, 543 nt
Organism: Cylicostephanus goldi
Lineage: Eukaryota; Metazoa; Nematoda; Chromadorea; Rhabditida; Strongylidae
Source: the annotation of a GenBank genome assembly
AUGUUUCAACUCUUCAUUCUCAUCUGCAUUUUGGGACUCAGCAUACAGAAGCAUGUUCCCGACGACGAGGCCCUGGAUUUUCCAUUGCAAUCACCUCGAGAAGAGGUAGACCCUAAUGAUGACGGCUUAAACCGACCAUCAGUCACCAAUAUAUCACAAAGCUGCCAGAGAGAGAAAGGAGACACGGUUGCCUGCUUUUUCGUAGACUCAGUAAAAAGGAUAUCCGAAACUUUGGAUUUUUACUACAAAAAGCUGCGUGACAUAUUUGGUUGGGCUAAAACUGAAGAGCCCAGUGCAAAUAACUCCACUGUAGCACCUAUAAGGCGUGACAUUGUGGAGCUGGAUCAAGGUCUCUUGGAAAUUGGACCAGGACAUCAAGAGCUAAGACUGGAAACUGAAACUAUGCAUAGAAGGCGGAAAAUGCAUGGCAACGGUGUGAUCGAGCCAGCUGAGAGUUAUGAUUCGAAGAAAUUCAUGGAGAACAUUGAAUCAUUGAAGCAAAAGUUAGCAAAUAGACACGAUGACGAUAUUGUUUUAGAUUAA